This is a messenger RNA of Aphanomyces invadans, 1799 nucleotides long. RefSeq lists its product as hypothetical. Bases 472 to 1482 code for a protein of 336 amino acids. NCBI's taxonomy places the organism in Eukaryota, Oomycota, Saprolegniomycetes, Saprolegniales, Verrucalvaceae. The transcript is spliced from 8 exons. The record is from RefSeq and is a predicted model, not a curated record.
GGUGUUACAAAUUGUCGCGUUGUCGUCCUCAGCCAAUUGAAACCUGUGUUGACAAAGUCAAGCACUUGUCUAUCGGAAAAGUGGCUCCUUCAUGUCGAUGAAGGAAGUGCUGCGGCCAGCAUGCGACGGCCUAACGGUGGGCAUAAAGCUCACAAAACCAGUAAACUUUGUGGUCCAAAAAGAGCUAUUUGCAAACACUUCACCUGCCAUUUUGGCAGCUCUAACGGCUGCGCGGUCGAAGCUUCUCUGUGAAUGCAAGGACUUCGCAAAACCAACCCCGAGCCAGUGGGACAUCGAAAGGGCUUUAUUCCAAACAGAGGCGUAUUUCCAAUCUGCCUCUGAAUACUUGUCGUUGGUGAAGGGAUUCGUUGAACGAUCCAUUCCCAUCGACUCCACCACAGACGAAAAGGAAGGAUUGCUUUCAAGCGAUUCCGUGCAACUAGUGUCGAACGUUUCAUUCACGUGCUGUGAAUGGCUCGACAUUUCGUCGAUGACGUCGUUGCAUUCGUUGAACGCAUACCACGAGUAUGCCCACGCCUUGUUAGCUAUCGGUUGUGUCGGCUUGCAGCGAGCGAACGACUUGGUACGGUGUCGAUGUCUCUGGACUUGGCAUUGACAGAAAUCAUCAAAAUGCAGAGCCAAAUAAUGCUACGGUCGCGAGAUUUCGAGUUCGAUGAACCUAAACUCAAAGAGGCGUACAACCUGCUCCUUCGAGUGGCCGGAAUCUUCAACGCAGUGCUUUCUUGGCUGGGCUCAUCUUCCUCGACCGCGCCAACCGAGUUGAGUGAGGACAACUUGGCCCAGUGGAGAGCCGAGCAAUCGCGGGCUGGGAACCCAGACAUUCAGUCGCUGCAACGCGUCAAGGACUUUGAAAAUGGAACUCUGUGCAAGAUUCUGCACGGGGUGGCGUUAGCGCAAGCCCAAGAACUCGUUUUGCUGCGAGGAGUUACGAAAGAAGUCGUGGAUUGGGUGCUGAUGGGCAAACUGGCCAUGGAUAUUUCCCGACGAUACGGAGACUUGUGUCCCCCAGCAAAGUGGAAACCGUGGUUGGACUGGAAAAUGACGUACUACGUUGGUCUGAGCUCGUAUUAUCAAGGAGUGGCCGAAUGGGCUAAGAACGACGGAAACAGCUGCGCCCAAGCCAUCGCACAAUUCCAAUCCGCGAAAGAGCAGCUCUCACCCCUACAAAACAAGGAGGUCGAACGAUCGAAAGCAAUUAUCGAUCGCGACUUGGACAUUGCUACCGCCCGCAACCGUUCGGUGUACCUUGAGCAGGUUCCCGCCCCUCAACCGCCGCUUGAUCCGGUGAGUCUGGUUCAAGUGCAAUCGUUUCAGCCAGUCCAUCCCCACAGUUUGUGGGACGAAGCUGCGCAUUCCAAAUCGACGCUUGCCGGUCCAAGUACCACAUCGUCCUCUGCACCUGCCGCGCCCCCAGUGCAGUAUGCAGACACUUCCAGCGGUUGCUCGUGUGCAGUGAUGUAGAUGCUCUAUUCUUGGCAGUAUAGUAUAGUUUUCAUAUCAGUUCCCAUGAAUAUGGUCAAGACAGGUAUCGGGGUUUCGUACUCGGCCUGGCUGGAUGGAGAAACCAACGAAAUGCGUAGAUAAAAUCGCGUGUGUGACGUUUGCGUUUGAAGCCGCGACCACGACAUGACCAAGUGUUUAGAUGCCAAACUCACUCCAUCUUGUGUACUAUACUUGCUGCGUGAAAACAGUGUUGGUAUCGAGAAAUGAGUUUGGCGAGAAUUUUUCUACAAAGCCAAGCUCGUGGGUUGUUGUUCAAGCAAACUAGAAAUUCCUUC